CGGGCGGAGGCAUCGGGUCACUUUUGGAAGGCAGCCAGAAUUACUAUUUGGGAAGCAAGAGCUGCAACAGCCUCCGCGAUUAAAAGCUCUGCGCCUUCUCAAGUUCUGUAUAUAGUCUAGCAUCGGGUAAAUCGCGCAGCCUUCAUAUUAUUGUUCAUAGAAAAAACUUUAUUUCCAAAGUUUCAAAAUGCCCGGUAGCCCAGUGACUGGGUUGCUGGUUGCACUCUGCAUCGGCACCGCUGUCCAUUGUAUGCCGAAGAACACGGGUAAAAACAGACGACAAGCUCAGGAACGAGUUUACCCCAGCGUCGACGACGCAACAUCCUUCUCUUCGUUAGUCUCAUCAGUUUCUCAAGACGGCUGCAACGAGAAUGGUCGGUAUUAUAACGUUAACGACCAAUGGGAGCGGCCCUAUCUGGGCAGUACAUUGCUCUGCACUUGUCAUGGAGUAGCAGGAAUUAAAUGUAAAACCAAACCUGAAGCUGAGGAGACUUGCUAUGAUAAGAUCAAUGCACGGUCAUAUCGGGUGGGAGAGACAUAUGAGCGGCCAAAGGACGGGAUGAUCUGGGACUGCACGUGUAUCGGCUCCGGCCGGGGGAAAAUCAGCUGUACCAUUGCAAACCGCUGUCACGAGGGUGGCCAGUCCUACAAGAUCGGGGAUACCUGGAGACGGCCUCACGACACCGGAAACUAUAUGCUGGAGUGCGUCUGCCUGGGAAAUGGCAAAGGGGAGUGGACCUGCAAGCCUGUUGCGGAGCGUUGCUAUGACAACGCGGCGGGCGCUUCUUACGUUGUGGGCGAGACCUGGGAGAAGCCGUACCAGGGAUGGAUGAUGGUGGACUGCACCUGCCUGGGAGAGGGCAGUGGCCGCAUCACCUGCACCUCCAGAAACCGCUGCAACGACCAGGACACACAGACCUCGUACCGCAUCGGGGACACUUGGACCAAGCAGGACGCCCGGGGCCACGUGCUGCAGUGUCUGUGCACAGGGAACGGCCGCGGGGAGUGGAAGUGUGAGAGGCACGCGUCCCUGCACACCAGCCUGGGCACCGGCUCUCGUGUGGUGACCAACGUCCAGCCAGCUGUCUACCAGCCCCUGCCCCACCCAGAGCCCCCCGUGGAGGGCACCUGUGUGACCGACUCGGGUGUGUCCUACUUCCUGGGCAUGCGCUGGAUCAAAACCCAGGGCAGCAAGCAGAUGCUGUGUACCUGCCUGGGCAACGGAGUGAGCUGCGAGGAGUGGGAAGGCCACUCUCAGGUGUACGGGGGCAACUCGAAUGGACAGCCCUGCGUCUUCCCCUUCGUGUUCAUGGGAAAGACCUACUACUCCUGCACCUCCGACGGGCGCAACGACGGACAGCUGUGGUGCAGCACCUCCUCCGACUACGAGACCGACCUCCAGUACUCCUUCUGCACGGAGAAGAACGUGCUGGUGACAACCAGAGGGGGCAACUCUAACGGUGCCCUGUGCCAGUUCCCCUUCAUAUACAACGGCCGCAACUACACCGACUGCACCGCCGACGGCCGCCGCGACGGCAUGAAGUGGUGCGGCACCACCACCGACUACGACGGGGAGCAGAAGUUCGGGUUCUGCCCCAUGGCCGCUCACGAGGAGGUGUGCACGACCAGCGAGGGGGUGAUGUACCGCGUGGGCGACCAGUGGGACAAGCGCCACGACGUGCUGGGUCACAUGAUGCGCUGCACGUGCGUGGGGAACGGGCGUGGCGAGUGGAGCUGCAUCGCCUACUCCCAGCUCAAAGACCAGUGCAUUGUGGACGGGCUGACCUAUGAGGUGAACCAGACCUUCACCAAGCGCCACGACGAGGGCUACAUGAUGAACUGCACCUGCUUCGGACAGGGCCGCGGCCGCUGGAAGUGCGACGCCAUUGACCAAUGCCAGGAGCCCGAGACCAGGCUUUUCUACCAGAUCGGGGAGUCGUGGGACAAACAGAUCCACGGCAUCCGAUACAGGUGCCAUUGCUACGGCAACGGCAUCGGAGAGCUGAGCUGCGAACCCCAGCAGACUGGACCUGGUGGUUCUCGCCCCGUCCAGGUGAUCAUCACAGAGACCGGUAACCAGCCCAACUCCCACCCCAUCCAGUGGAACGCCCCACCAUCCGCCCACAUCACCCAGUACAUCCUCAAGUGGAGACCGAAAAGCACACGCAUCCCGUGGAAGCAGGUGACUAUUCCAGGCCACCUGAACUCCUACACCAUUGCUGGACUGAAGCCAGGUAUCACAUACGAGGGUCAGCUGAUCAGCAUCCUGAGAUACGGCAGGCAGGAGGUCACACGCUUCGACUUCACCACCACAUACGGCUCCCUGGCGACCUCCGAGGGCGAGACCACCCAGCCACCCCCCGUGGUGGACAUCUCCGAGUCCGUGACGGAGAUCACCUCCAGCAGCUUUGUGAUCUCCUGGGUAUCUGCCUCAGACACCGUGUCGGGAUUCAGGGUGGAGUACGAGCUGAGCGAAGAUGGAGCGAAACCUGUGGUCCUGGACCUGCCCCGCACUGCUACAUCCGUGAACAUUAACGAGCUCCUGCCUGGUCGCAAGUACACCGUGAACGUGUAUGAAGUGACACCAGAGGGCAAACCCAACCUGAUCCUGACCACCUCCCAGACCACCGCCCCUGACGCCCCAACUGAACACACAGUGGACGAAGUGGGAGAGACCUCCAUCAUGAUCAGAUGGUCCAAGCCCCUGGCUCCCAUCACAGGGUACCGUGUGGUCUACACCCCCUCCAUCGAGGGCAGUAGUACAGAGCUCACCCUCCCCGACACCGCCACCUCUGUGACCCUGAGUGACCUGCGACCUGGCCUGCUCUACAACAUCAGCAUCUACGCCGUGGAGGAGAACUUGGAGAGUGAGCCUGUUUUCGUCCAGGUCAACACUGCAGGAGAACCCUUGCCAGAGGAGGUCCCGUCCCCGACAGACCUGCAGUUCUACGAGGUGUCCGACGUGAAGAUCACCAUCAUUUGGACGCCACCCCCGAGCGAGGUGACGGGGUACCGUGUCACGAUCUUCCCCAUCAGCCCCCGCGGCACCCCGCAGGGAGAGACGGAGCUGCCCGUCACCCGAAACGCGUACGCUGAGGUGACCCCCCUGCAGCCCGGGACUCUGUACCGCUUCUACAUCUACGCCAUCAACAGAGGCGUGGAGAGCCAGCCCCUGGUGGGCGAGCAGGCCACCAAGCCGGACGCCCCCACCGACCUCCGCUUUGCCAACAUAACUGAAGACAGUGCCCUGGUCAUCUGGGGGGUCCCCAGGGCCAGAAUCACGGGGUACCGCCUCUUCCUGACCAUGGAGGGCUCCAACCCCAAGCAGCUGAAGAUCCCGCCACGCCUGUCUCAGUACACUCUGCUGAACCUGCGUCCCGACACCGAAUACACCGUCACCCUGCACUCUGAGAGCAACAACGUGGUCAGUGAGGGAGUCAGCGGCAUCUUCACCACCUCCCAGCCCAUGGGGAACGCCCCACGCUUCACCACUGAUGUCACAGACACCUCCAUCAUCAUCUCCUGGACCCCGGUGCCAAGGAUUGGCUAUAAGCUGACUGUGAGGCCCAGUCAGGGCGGGGAGGCACCCAGGGACGUCACCUCCGAAUCGGGCAGCAUCUACAUCUCAGGCCUGACCCCUGGGGUGGAGUACACCUACAGUGUCCAGCCAGUCAUCAACGGCCGCGAGCAUGGCACCCCCGUUACACGCCGCGUUGUCACACCUCUGUCUCCGCCCACUGACCUCAAUGUGGAGUCCAGCCCAGACACUGGAGAGCUGACUGUUCAGUGGGGUGAUGCCAAGACACCUGACAUCACAGGUUACAGGGUGACUUGCACUCCAACCAAGGGUCAGCAUGGGAACUCUGUGGAGGAGUUUGUGAAGGCCGGGCAGAACUCCUGCACCUUGGAGAACCUGAGUCCCGGGGUGGAGUACAACGUCAGCGUCUUCACCGUCAAGGACGACAUGGAGAGCGUGCCCAUCUCCACCACUGUCACCCAAGACGUGCCCCAGCUUACUGACCUCAGCUUUGUCGAUGUCACCGACACGACAAUCGGCCUGAGUUGGAGCCCGCUUAACUAUACGGCCGUCACCGGCUACCGCAUCACGGUAGUGGCGGCUGGGGAGAGUGUCCCCAUUUUCGAGGACAUGGUGGAGCCCACCACAGGGUAUUACACUGUGUACGGACUGGAGCCCGGCAUCGACUAUGACAUCAGCGUCAUCACCGUCACUGAUGGCGGAGAGAGCGAGCCCACAACCCUCACGCAGCAGACCGCUGUUCCCGCCCCCACUGAUCUGCAGUUUGAAGAGGUGGGCCCCGACUCCAUGCUGGUGACCUGGACCCCCCCAACUGUCUCCAAACCCAGUGACAUCUCCCGCUUCAUCGUCCGCUACCACCCCAUCAACAACGACGACGACAUCACCGAACGCAACGUGGGCGGGAGCACCAACAGCAUCGCUCUGCGUGAUCUGCUGCCGAACACCGAGUACGUGGUAAGCGUGGUGGUUGUGUACGAAGAGCGUGAGAGUACACCUGUCACUGGCACUCAGAAGACAGCUCUGGACUCCCCCACGGGCCUGGACUUCUCUGAGGUGUUCACCAACUCCUUCACUGUCCACUGGGUCGCCCCGCGCGCAGUCAUCACUGGCUACCGGAUCCGCUACCAGAUGGCCAGCGGGGGCCGCACCAAGGACGAGAGGCUGCCCCCGUCCCGGAACCACUUCACCCUGACGGGCCUGGCCCCAGAGACCGAGUACAUCAUCCACGUAUAUGCAGUCAGCGGCUCCGAGGAGAGUCUGCCCCUCACCGGCCGUCAGUCUACCAUUUCUGAUGCUCCCACUGACCUGGUGGUGACCUCCUCCACUCCUACCAGCAUCACCAUCCGCUGGGAUGCUCCCUCUGUCUCUGUCAGGUACUACAGGAUCACCCAUGGAGAGACAGGAGGCCAUAGCGCCCCCAAGGAGUUUACCGUCCCAGGCUCUCAGUCUACCGCUACCAUCCACAACCUGAGGCCCGGUACCGACUACACCAUCACCGUGUUUGCAGUGACAGGGAGAGGGGACAGUCCUGCUUCCAGCACCCCAAUCUACGUCACCCACAAGACAGAUAUUGAGGCUCCCCCAGAGAUGGAGGUGACCGAUGUGAAGGACAACACGAUCACAGUGCGCUGGACCCCUGCUCAGGGACCUAUCACUGGAUACAGGGUCACUGGUACCCCCAAAAAUGGCCAAGGACCCACAUUCUCUGAAGUUGUUGCCCCAGAUCAGACGGAGAUAACCUUCUCGGGCCUGAUGCCCACGGCAGAGUACUUGCUGAGUGUGUAUGCCUUGGGCCAGGAUGGGGAGAGCCCACCCCUCGUGGAGACCGCAGUCACCACUGUGGACCGGCCCAAAGACCUGGUCUUCUCCGAGGUGGACUCCACCUCCAUGAGGAUCUCCUGGGAGAGCCCGGACGGGUCGGUGACCUCGUACAGGGUCCUGUACUCCAGCCCGGAGGAGGGUGAACGUGAGCUCUACCCCUCGCCCCAUGGAGAUGAGGAGACCGCAGUCCUCCAGGGCCUGCGUCCCGGGACAGAGUACACCGUCAGGGUCAUCGCCCUGCACGACCGCACCCCGAGCCCACCCCUGGAAGGGACACAGGCUACAGCUAUCCCCACUCCCACCAACUUGGAGUUCUCUCAGGUCGGUCCUUCCACCAUCACUAUAACCUGGGACGCCCCUGAUGCCCAGCUCACCGGCUACCGCGUGGUCAUCAACCCCAAGAACAAGAGCGGGCCCACCAAAGAGCUCAACCUGGCCCCCGACACCACCCAGGUCGUCGUACCCUCACUCAUGGUUGCCACCACAUACGAGGUGCAUGUCUAUGCCCUGAAGGACACUCUCACCAGCCGUCCUGUUCAGGGAGAGGUCACCACCCUGGACACCAUCAGCCCCCCUCGUCGCGUCCGCAUCUCGGACAUCAAGGGCAACAGCAUCACGCUCACCUGGCGUAGCAAGAUCGAAACCAUCACAGGCUUCCUCGUCGACGCCACGCCCACUGGCGGAAGCCACCCGGCCAUCCAGAGAACCAUCUCGCCAGAGCUGCGCUCCUACACAAUCACCGGUCUGCACCCAGGCACCACCUACACCAUCCACAUCUACACACUGAACGGAGAUGCCCGCAGUGCGCCCUUCACCCUCACUGCCACCACAGCUAAACCUGCGGUUGAGGCUCCCACCAACAUCCGCUUCACCUCUCUGACGCCCAACAGCAUCUCCUUCACCUGGGAUGCCCCCCGCACCCGCAUCACUGGCUACUUCAUCACCUACGAGGAGUCUGGAGGAGCCCCUCGAGAGCUGCUGCCCCGCCCCCAUGCUGGCAUGAACUACGCCACCAUCCCUGGUCUGAAGCCAGGCACCGAGUACAUCAUCAAGAUCAUUGCCCUACAGAACACACAAAGAAGCUCACCUCUGGUGGGCAAGGCUAGAACUCAACCCGAGCCGCAGGUGCUGGUCCCUCUGCUGCCCGCCCCCCACCGCCCCGGCCCCGACGUCCUGGACGUGCCCGAGGACGUGUCGGACUUCGACGAGAACCGCGUGCACCUCGUGGGCACCGGCGGCCAGGACACCCUGGGCCAGCAAGGCCAGCACAUCUACACAGAGUAUCAGAGCCUGGGCAACAACGGGCAGCGUGAGCCCCUGGCCCCCAGUGGCCGCGAGCCACUGGUGUACGUGCCCCUGCCGGGCCCCGACGGCGGGCGCAUCCCCGUGGUGCGGGUCAGUGAGGGGCCUCUGCCCGGCUCUCCCUUUGGUUUUCCAGAGAACGACACUGGACUCCCCCAGGAGGCCCAGACCCAGACCACCAUCUCCUGGCAGCCCCUGCAGCACACCUCCGAGUACCUGCUGUCCUGCCACCCUCUCACCCAGCUCAACGAGAAGAUGUUCCAGCUGCGUCUUCCAGGAACCUCCACCAGCGCCACCCUCAUCGGCCUGACCUCCGGGGCCUCCUACAACGUCAUCGUCGAGGCCCUGAAGGGGGCGCUCAAGCACAAGGUCCUUGAGGAGAUCAUCACCGUCGGCAACACAGUUCCUGCAGGUACACCCAACAAGGACGUCUGCUACGACACCUUCACUGCCACCUAUCAUGACGUGGGCGCCGAGUGGGAGCGCAUGUCCGAGACGGGCUUCAAGCUCUGGUGCAGGUGCCUGGGGCUCGGCAGCGGCCACUUCAGAUGCGAUUCAUCCAAGUGGUGCCAUGACAACGGCCACAACUACCGCAUCGGCGAGAAAUGGGACCGUCAGGCCGAGAACGGCCACAUGAUGAGCUGCACCUGCCUGGGCAACGGGAAGGGCGAGUUCAAGUGCGAGCCACAUGAGUCCACCUGCUAUGACAAUGGGAAGAUGUACCAGGUGGGCAACCAGUGGCAGAAGGAGUACCUGGGAGCCAUUUGCACCUGCACUUGCUAUGGUGGACAGCAGGGCUGGCGCUGCGAGAACUGUCGUCGGCCGGGCGGAGACGUGGAUGUGGACCUUCUGCAGCCGGUGCGCACGGAUGUGUUCGACCGCUACAGGGACAACACUCUGCGCAAAGUGAACAUUCAGUGUCCCAUUGAGUGCCUAAGGCCAGAGCUGCUUGCAGAUGCACAGAACCCUAGGGAUUGAGCGGGAUGCUUCCCUGGCCCCCCCAGCUCCGUCCCACACCAGUGAUACCAAGGAGGGCUCUCACCCAAGACUGUACUAACACCUCUGUGCCUUAUUCUUAGUCCCAUUGAUAAUCUGAUCACAGUCCUGCUGCUUCCUCCACCUCACGCCUUCCUGCAGAAUCACCUCUCAAAAGACUUCUGCGCCAAAGAGGUCUUUCACCCUAGUGUUUGGUUUGAUUGGCGCCCUCGUCUUCCUGCCCUUUCAGACACUUUAAAGAAAAAGAAAGCAUUCCCUAUAGUGUUCCUGAAAGCCACCCAGUGAUCUUAACGGCCAUUUGUACCAAUAGCCCCUGGGGUGUAGAGUUUGACUCGGAGAAUGGGAGUUCACACCUCAGGGAGAUAUCGCCACAUUAAUGGUGGAAAUCUCCCAUGUCACGUUUGAGUCGCUGGGGCUACCGAGUGGUCAGUCCCUGUUCUGAUUGGUUUAAUCGCAGAUCCGGGCAGGGCAGCAAAUGUCCAAGGCCUGAAUUAGGCCUCUGUGCCUUGCAGUAUUUUGAUGCAAUGUUGCAUAAUGUGUUCAAUGUUAUUUUUUAUUUCCUUCUAUUUUUGUACUUCGAUUUAAAAAAAAAAAGUCCGAAAUCAAGCACUGUUUUAGCAAAUGCAAGCUGUCGAACCAUGUGUGCGCACAGUUUGCGGUUUCCAGUCCUGAGUUGUGUAUUAGUUGUUCUCUUUUGUGGCCUCUGGUCUUCAGACAGAGCCAGCACUGUUUGUGACACUCACUGAUCUCGACUGAUUUGUUGUAGUUUUCACUCUUUUUUUUUAUUUUAAAUUUGGUUUUAUUUAUCCCUCUUUUCCAAACAUUUUGUGUGAAUGCAAAUUUUUGAGGUGUAAACUUUUUUUAUUUUUAUAUUGUAGGUGCCAAAGUCUUUACUA
Messenger RNA from Megalops cyprinoides (Indo-Pacific tarpon), 8553 nucleotides. It is a transcript of the gene fn1a, whose product is annotated as fibronectin 1a. The coding region runs from base 188 to 7639 and encodes 2483 amino acids. The transcript is spliced from 46 exons. Gene Ontology annotation, molecular function: proteoglycan binding; integrin binding. The record is from RefSeq and is a predicted model, not a curated record. Gene Ontology annotation, cellular component: extracellular region. Gene Ontology annotation, biological process: cell-substrate junction assembly; nervous system development; heart development. Lineage: Eukaryota; Metazoa; Chordata; Actinopteri; Elopiformes; Megalopidae.